This is a messenger RNA of Stomoxys calcitrans (stable fly), 1287 nucleotides long. RefSeq names its product carboxypeptidase B1. Gene Ontology annotation, molecular function: zinc ion binding; metallocarboxypeptidase activity. Lineage: Eukaryota; Metazoa; Arthropoda; Insecta; Diptera; Muscidae. The transcript is spliced from 3 exons. Gene Ontology annotation, biological process: proteolysis. The record is from RefSeq and is a predicted model, not a curated record. Bases 1 to 1287 code for a protein of 428 amino acids.
AUGUGGUGGCAGAAAAAAGUCCUGAAAGUUGUUUUGGUGGUGCUGUGGAUGGUGACAACAGUUGCGCAUAGUUUUGAGCUAUACAAGGACUACAAAGUCUAUGAUAUUUUCGCUGAAGAUGAGCAACAACUGCGUAGCCUGUACCAACUGCACAAGGAUAAUAGGGCUUAUGAUUUCCUCAACUUGGCCAGAACAACUAAACAAAUAUCCAAAGUCCUGGUGGCACCUCAACAAGAUGCUAAGUUGAGAAACUUAUUAGAUAAAAAUUCCCUUAAUUUCUCCUUAAUUAUGGAAGAUGUCUCGGAAAUUAUCCUUAGAGAGCGUCUAGAAAAUGCCCGCGAUACUCCCCCCCAAUAUCCUUUGAACGUAUUCGAACGCUAUUAUCGUCAUGAUGAAAUCAACGAACAUAUGGAGGUACUGGCCAAACUCUAUCCCCAUCGAGUGUUUGUUAAGACCUUUGGACGUUCGUAUGAGAAGCGACCCCUGAAGGUGAUCACCAUAACAAAUGGCGAUGUGAGCAGGGACAAGAAGGUUGUCUUUAUCGAUGCUGGCAUGCAUGCCCGCGAAUGGAUCACCCCUGCCAUGGCCUUGCAUAUUAUGAACGAAUUGACACUGAAUUUCACAAACCAUAAGGAGCUGUUGAACGAUUUUGAUUGGGUCAUUAUGCCAGUGGUCAAUGCCGAUGGCUAUGAGUAUUCGCAUGAGGAAAAGCGUUAUUGGCGUAAAACACGAAGUCCCAGUGAUUUGGAACAGGACUGCUAUGGCACUGAUCCCAAUCGCAACUUCGAUCAUUAUUGGGGCUGGGAAGAGGGUUCAUCGCCGGAUCCUUGUGAUGAGACCUAUCAUGGAGAGAAAGCCUUCUCAGAGCCCGAAACUCAAGUGGUACGUGACAUUAUGCAUUCGUAUGGUGCAAAAUUGAAAUGGUAUUUGACGUUGCACUCCUAUGGAAAUUUGAUACUACUGCCCUGGGGUCAUACACCUGAAUUGCCAGAGAACUAUUUCGCAAUGAUGGAUGUGGCUGAUGCUGGCGCCAUGGCCAUUGUCCUAUCCACCGGCGGGGUUUAUUCCUAUGGCAAUACCUACCAAUUGAUUUACCCCACCUCUGGGGAUUCUGCCGAUUAUGCGGUGUCUGCUUUGAAUGUUCCAAUUUCCUUGUGCAUUGAAAUGCCGGCUGGAGGUUUUCUAGGAUUUGACCCACCCGUUAGGCAGAUUGAAGAUAUUGUUCUCGAGACCUGGAUUGGAAUUCGAGCCAUGGCUGAAGUGGUUGUUCAAAAAAAAUUAAAGUAA